This is a messenger RNA of Synchytrium microbalum, 1533 nucleotides long. It is a transcript of the gene PRO1, whose product is annotated as glutamate 5-kinase. The record is from RefSeq and is a predicted model, not a curated record. Bases 1 to 1533 code for a protein of 510 amino acids. NCBI's taxonomy places the organism in Eukaryota, Fungi, Chytridiomycota, Chytridiomycetes, Synchytriales, Synchytriaceae. The transcript is spliced from 4 exons. Gene Ontology annotation, cellular component: cytosol; cytoplasm. Gene Ontology annotation, molecular function: RNA binding; ATP binding; glutamate 5-kinase activity.
AUGUCAGGUAUAAAUAGCCCAGCAAAGAAAAGAGGAAGUCCUCGCUCACCCUCGGCAACUCCAUCCGUGAAUCCAGGAUACGUGAUGGUCAUCAAAGUCGGCACGUCAUCUAUUGUCGAUGAAGUAUCGCAUCUGCCAUUGCUCUCCAACCUGUCGCUACUGGUCGAAACUGUCGUCAAACUACGAAGUAAAGGCCAUCAAGUUGUGAUUGUCACUAGUGGUGCAAUUGGAAUGGGCUUGAAGCGAUUGGGUCUAGCAAGGAGACCAAAGCAUCUAUCCCAGAAACAGGCUGUAGCAGCUGUAGGUCAAGGACGGCUAAUGGCGCUCUAUGAUGACUUGUUCAGACAGUUUGAUCAACCUAUAGCUCAAGUUUUGUUAACUCGAGAUAACUUGGCAGAGCGACCUCAAUAUUUAAAUGCAUGCAAUACGUUUCGAGAACUCCUUGAUUUGGGAGUUGUGCCCAUCGUGAAUGAAAAUGACACUGUGUCUCCACACGAAAUUCGUUUUGGAGAUAACGAUACCUUGUCUGCUGUCACCGCAGGAAUGGUUAAUGCUAAUUUCCUCUUCUUGCUGACGGAUGUGGACUGUCUGUAUACUGAUAAUCCUCGGACAAAUCCAGAUGCUGUCCCUGUACGAAUAGUAGAUGAUGUGUCAAAGCUUAGAGAGACGGUGACGGUGACAAGUCCAGGAUCAUCAUUGGGAACAGGUGGAAUGAUUACCAAACUAAUAGCAGCUGAUUUAGCAACUGCAGCUGGUGUACGAAUGAUUAUUACUACAGGAGCAGCACCACAACGGAUAGUGACCAUCUUAGACGAAGUAACUGCCCAUCGCGAAAACUCUAAAACACCAUUUCAACCAACACUCGGUACACACUUUCUCGCCAAACCAAACCCCAUGGUUGAUCGUAAAUGGUGGAUAUUACAUGGUCUCGCCACAUACGGAACCAUAUAUUUAGAUGCAGGUGCCGUUAGAGCUAUAACCCGUGGCAAAGGAUCACUCUUUGCUGCUGGAAUAGUAAAAGUAGAAGGAACCUUUGUCGCUCAGCAAUCAGUACGGAUCGCCACAGUGGUGAAAUCACAUACUAACGUACCAGCAACCUCUAUAAUACAUCCACACCAAAAUAUGACAUUUGGUAUGCCAUCUUCUCCACUAGUCCAAGCCCAUGACCCAUUAACAACAGAUGGUGAAGAAGGCAUCAUUGUUGAAAUCGGUAAAGGAAUUGUAAAUUACACGUCAUCGGAAAUUCAACGUAUCAAGGGGUGCCGGUCAAGUGAUAUCGAAGACCUGUUAGGAUAUGUUGAUUCGGAUUCGGUAGUGCAUAGAGAUAAUCUCGUGAUAACGUACUCGAGUCUGGAUCAUACCGAGAUUAUAGUCUUGCCAGCAUCGAAGCGGCUCAACGCAAAAAGGUAUGAUCUCAUGAGGGCAAUGCACUUGUCACCAAGUGUAGAAAGUUUGAGUGAGAGUCGGGAUACCUCUAAUGAGGGUUACUCGGCUGAGUCCGAAAUCACUGUAAAUGUACCUACUCUUCAAUAA